Molecule: messenger RNA, 1840 nt
Organism: Colletotrichum acutatum
Lineage: Eukaryota; Fungi; Ascomycota; Sordariomycetes; Glomerellales; Glomerellaceae
Exons: 3
Coding region: 351-1667 (438 amino acids)
Biological process (GO): DNA-templated transcription
Cellular component (GO): nucleus
Molecular function (GO): zinc ion binding; DNA binding
Source: RefSeq, a predicted model, not a curated record
GAGUACAUGUAGCCACUCUUGAACGGCGCCUUGCGAGAAGUUGUGGGAGUGGUUCAACCGAAGUGAACAGAGCCCUAAGACGGAGUUGCGAAUCUUCAUCAAGCUCGGACCUUGAUGGCUCCAGUCUCGAUAGCCCUCAAGGGACCUUGUCUGUUGCUACGGACUACUUCACCUCUUUCUCUGACGCGGAUUUGACCAACCAGGCAAGAUCGGAUGUCCCGACUCAGACACCCGGUUCUGUAAAUUUCACCCCACUGCCUAUUGUCGCCGAGGAUGCCUUCAACUACACGGGCGUACUUCCGACCUUGGCGGCCUCGGCGAUUGAGACUUUCCGGGAGAUUGAGCCAUUGAUGAGAGCUGAUCUCGACCAACUCUACUUCGACCGAGUUCACUCCUUCACGCCCUUCUUACACCAGUCCUCGUACAUACGCAUAUCGAAGCACUUGGAGAAGAGGCGAGAAAUGAACACCCGCGCUAUUUCGGACGGAACUAAACUCUCACAUAAAUGUCUACAGUACGCAAUGUGGGCCAUGGCAUCUUCACUAUCCUCGCAGUUCCAACACUUGCGGGAUACCAUGUAUCGCGAAGCCCUCGACAGGUUCAGGAACCUGGACUCACCUGGCGGUCCAGUGGAGAAAGAAGAGGGUCUGCUCAAGCAGGCCCAGGCGUGGAUUCUCAUAUCGAUGUAUGAGCUGAUGGCGGUCGGUUUUCACCGCGCAUGGGUGAGUGCGGGGCGAGCCGUACGCUUGAUACAGCUCCUACGCCUGAGCAGUAUUGAUAAAAGUUGCGACAAAGCCUCAGGAUCAACCGAGGACUCGGAUUUAUUUGUUGAGAAAGAGGAGAAAAGGAGGACAUUAUGGAUGGCAUUUUGUCUAGAUGCUGUUAUCUGCUUGGUUCAUGAUCUACCCCGGACGUUCACUGAAUCUGAGAUAUAUACUCGGCUUCCCUGCUCUGAAGACGCAUUCCAAAGCCGCACGCCCACCAUCUCUCUCUUUCUCUCAGAAGCCAUGGAGCUACAGACAGCAGCAAAGCAACACCCGUUCUUGGAAUUAAUUCUAUCCAUCUCAGUGUCCGAGCAGAUUCGAUUCCACAUGAAUCGAUCCAAGAUUGGGCAUGAAAACGGGACGACGCCUGCCCAAUUUUGGGAGCGCCACAUGUUUGUGGACUCCGUCCUGACGCGGCAGAUUUCCCGUCUGCAGGGUCUCCCCGUAUCUCACCGCGCUGGAUCCAUGACAUUACUUGCUAGGAUAGUGGCACAAGUCGCGUCACUAUCGCUUCUAGAAGUGGCCACGGCGAUGUCGGAUACCACUGCAGAGUACGAUCAUCUCGUCGAUGGCUGUGAGGAAAGAGCUGUAGUAGCAGCUAGAGAGAUGACGCGCUUGUCGAAUAUUUUACUAUCCGAUUUCAACAUAUGCCAGAUCCACCCAUUUACACCAGCGCCAUUUCAUUUAGGCCGGGAAGCUCUGGUCAGGUUUCAAGAACGUGGCAUGGCGUUAGAAGAUGAGGCCAAGACGAUGGAUGAAGCUUUGGAAGAGUUGAAGAUUGCAAAUGCAUUUUGCCAAGGUAUCCCGAAGCCAGAGCCGCCUCGGUUUGGAUAUGAGGAUGCCUUGGCGACGCCUGACUCUCUCAUGGACUUGUUGAUUGAGGAGCCGAGUAUGGGGGACUGAACAUCCCCUGGAUCGUACACGUGUGGUGGAUUGAGAUGUUGGUCUUUUCUGAGCGUGUGUAAAAUCUAUCACAGUCGUGGUUAGAAAAUUACUUCAGCUGUAUCUCAGUUGAGUUUCGGAGGUUCUUCAGAUACACAGUGAAUUUUUCAGUGAUUGAAGUCAUUACUUACAAG